AUGUCAGACGUCGUUGGCCAGCAGCCGGGACCCACCGUGCUACCGGUGGUGCACUCGUCUUCUAAGCUAGAAUAUGUGAAGGACCGUGUUUCCAGUAUCAAGCACAAGCUGUCAACGAAAGACGGGUGGAUUGGGGAUUAUGAUUAUGCAUGGCUAUGCACACCUACUCUUCCUUUCCUUAGGAACAAGACGAGCCCACCUCCGUUCUAUGCCCUCGAUGACGAUCUUCCUCUUAUACUUGCCAUCUCUAGCGGAUUGCAGCAUGCCCUCGCCAUGCUUGCGGGUUUAAUCACACCUCCUAUCAUUUUCGCUUCUGCUCUCAAUCUGGAUGUCGCCACUUCGGCUUACAUGAUUUCAGCUUCUCUCAUUGGUUGUGGCAUCCUGAGCCUUGUGCAAAUGUCCCGCAUUCGCCUGUUUAAAGGAUACUAUCUUGGGACAGGGCUUAUCACGGUUGUUGGAACGAGUUUUGCUACCUUAAGCACAGCAAGCGCGAUCUUCAAUGCAAUGUACAAGGAUGGGACAUGCCCUUCAACCACAGCAGCUGAUGGGUCCAUUGUUCAAGGGGCGUGUCCUGAUGCUUAUGGCAAAGUGCUGGGAACUUCUUUGAUUUGUUCCUUCCUCGAAAUUGGGAUGUCCUUCUGCUCUCCAAGGCUGCUUAAACGUCUUUUUCCUCCCCUUGUAACUGGAUCUGUCAUUCUAUUGAUCGGAGCAUCCCUCAUCGGCUCAUCUGGUGUUCCAAAUUGGGGUGGGGGUUCAAAUGACUGUCAAAAUCGUCCAACGUCUGGAAUUUUCGAACUAUGCCCAACCAUAUUCGCUCCCAGACCACUACCAUGGGGAUCGCCUGAAUUCAUAGGGCUCGGCUUCCUGUCGUUUGUCGCGAUCAUUCUUACGGAGAUAUUUGGCUCUCCCUUCUUGAAGAAUAUCGGUAUCAUUGUAGGGCUGGCUGUAGGGUGUAUCGUUGCUGGUGCAACCGGGUACAUCGACGGUUCGACAAUCAAGUCCUCUCCUGCUAUCACAUUCCUGUGGGUGCACACAUUUAAGAUCAGUGUCUACCCUCCAGCUAUCUUGCCUAUGCUGGCUGUAUACGUGUCUCUAGCAAUGGAAGCCAUUGGCGACAUUACAGCCUCAGCAGAAGUAUCCCGCCAGCCAGUCGUCGGUGACGUGUUCGACUCUCGAAUCCAGGGAGGCAUCCUCAGCGACGGGAUCGGUGGCUUCUUGUCUGCCCUCUUCACCGUGACCCCUCUAUCCGUCUUCGCACAGAACAACGGGGUUAUCGCUAUCACUCGGUGCGCAAAUCGCGGUGCAGGGCGAUGGUGUUGCGCAUUCCUUAUCCUGUUCGGUGUACUGGGCAAGAUCUCUGGCGUCUUCCUCGCCAUUCCGAACCCCGUCCUUGGAGGAGUGACGACGUUCUUAUUCGCAAGCGUUGCUGUGUCCGGAAUCAGGGUCCUUGGGUAUGUUAAGUUCACGAGAAGGGAGCGGUUCGUCCUUGGUGCAGCUUUGGCGUUUGGAUUUGGAAACCUCCUCAAGCCGGACAUAUUCACGCAUCUGUUUGAUGGAGUUAAGAACCCCAAUUCGGGAUUGCAGGGGUUGUUUGAUUCGAUUACGAUUGUGCUUAGCACCCCUUUCCUGGCUGGAGGUGUUGUGGCCGCUGUGCUCAACCUUAUUUUGCCGCAGGAGCAAGAAGAGAUUGUUCCUCGUGAAGGGUCAGUGGAUCAGGUCGAUGUGGAGUCACAAGAGGACGAGAAGAGGCUCUAA
Molecule: messenger RNA, 1755 nt
Organism: Laccaria bicolor S238N-H82
Lineage: Eukaryota; Fungi; Basidiomycota; Agaricomycetes; Agaricales; Hydnangiaceae
Product: xanthine/uracil permease
Exons: 9
Coding region: 1-1755 (584 amino acids)
Biological process (GO): xanthine transport; transmembrane transport
Cellular component (GO): membrane; fungal-type vacuole
Molecular function (GO): xanthine transmembrane transporter activity
Source: RefSeq, a predicted model, not a curated record